Pelobates cultripes (western spadefoot toad) is the source of this 1061-nucleotide messenger RNA. NCBI's taxonomy places the organism in Eukaryota, Metazoa, Chordata, Amphibia, Anura, Pelobatidae. The record is from the annotation of a GenBank genome assembly.
GGGAAACCGAGAGGACCCAAAGAAAAGACUAUCACCAACUAUUUUCGGCCCAGGGCAGAGACCUGGGAACAUCCCAACCGUUUUGCAACCCUAUGCCAGGAUUCCCCAGUAAAGAGAAUCCGGACGGAGGAUUAGGAACAACCUCUUUAAAUGGGGGUUUGAUAAAUGAGAAAGAACUGAGUAAGGGGAUUUUUAAUUUAACUCCAACUCCACUUUCAGAUGAGGAGAUUAAUUUGUUAUCAAGGGGUUUGAAAUUUGCCCCAAAUAGAAGGGCCAAUAAUUUCGAACUCUAUAUUGAUCUUAAAAAGUUUAUCCGUUCUUUAACUAUUAAAAGACAUUUUCUAUUACAUCCUCCUGAGAUUAAAACUGGUGGUGAGGGCAUUGAUGUUGAUUACAGAUUCCGCCCCAAGUCCCAUUUUUUCCCUACUCAUAGUAAGGGCCCUUUUUUAGAAACCUUCGAACAUUUGGUAGACCAACAAUUCCAAAAUAUGAUGAAGGGCACUAAUAGGAAUAAAAAGAACUGCUUUCCAAAUUUAAACAAAAAGGAAGAAAACACACUUAAACGACUGAUAGAAAGAGAUGAUGUAAUUAUUAGGGAAGCAGAUAAAGGGGGGGGGAUAGUGUUAAUGACUACCACAUAUUAUCUCCAGGAAGCAGCACAUAUUUUGGGGGAUAAAGACACUUAUAGUGUACUUAAAUGUGACCCAACGAGCCGGUUUAAUGUAGAACUCCAAACAAUUUUGAAUAGAGCUAAGGAGAGAGGUACCAUUUCACAAAAAAAUUAUGAUUUUUUAUACCAAAAAACUCCAAUUAUCCCUAUCUUUUAUUUUCUUCCAAAGACACACAAACGUCUCCCUAACCCUCCUGGGCGACCUAUAAUUAGUGGUAUUAAUUCACUGACAGCUAAUUUGUCGGCCUACGUUGACUCUCGAUUACAGAAAUAUGCCCAAGGGGCACCUUCAUAUGUAAAGGAUACAAAGUCUUUUCUCCAAGAAGUUGAGAAUAUUGAAUGGGAUCCAGAGUACAGUUGGGCCACCCUUGAUGUGACCUCUCUGUACUCG